Molecule: messenger RNA, 966 nt
Organism: Pochonia chlamydosporia 170
Lineage: Eukaryota; Fungi; Ascomycota; Sordariomycetes; Hypocreales; Clavicipitaceae
Product: RhoGEF domain-containing protein
Exons: 1
Coding region: 1-966 (321 amino acids)
Cellular component (GO): mitochondrion
Molecular function (GO): alcohol dehydrogenase (NAD+) activity; metal ion binding
Source: RefSeq, a predicted model, not a curated record
AUGAAUACAACCGCCAUUUCGACUACCACGACCGGGGACCCUACCGCUGCGGCCGCUUCGUUGGGCGGCUCGUCACCUUCGUCCGGCCUGGCCAGGAGCCAGCCGUCUCGCGGUGCUAGCAGUGGUGCUGGGAGCAGUGUUGACGCCGCCUCUACUGCUCCUAGUCGACGUGCGAGUGGGAGUUCGGCUGCUGAUUCGGCUCCCAAAGUUCCUCCUUACCUCCGCAAAUCUUCUUCCGGCUCGCCCAAAUCUGUACGAACCGAGGGGUCUCAUUCUGAACCAGCCUCGCCGCGAAUCGUCUACGGCCGAGGCACAAUAGCACGGCUUCCAACUGAACUAGGCCGUCUGCGCGUCUCUUCGCCCUUGAUCGUUUCUAGCCCAUCAAGAGUCGCCUUGGCGCGCCGGAUCCAGACCCUCAUUCCGAAUCUCAACUCGCGUAUCCUAGACUCGGCCGUUGUCAACGUGCCGCCUCGGGUUGUCGACGACGCCGUUUCUCGCAUAGACGACCGGGACGUUGUUAUCAGUGUUGGCGGGGCUUCAGCUGUUGGACUUGCUAAGGCGAUAGGAUGUCGCAAGGGUAUCCCUCACAUUUGCAUUCCUACGACGUACAGCGGUUCGGAAAUGAUGCCUCUACUUCUUGAUGCUUGUCCCGCGAGACACGGUAACAUGAGCGGCAGGGUCGGUGGCAGUGGUAGCAGUGGUAGUGGCCGCAAUAAAUCUGAUAGUCGACACCGCCGAGAUCGUGAAUACGCGUCCUCAUCACGGCACGGCAAGGGACCGCACACCACCUCGUUCCGCGACCCGAAAGUUCUUCCCUCUGUUGUCAUAUAUGACGAGGAUCUCACUUCGAGCUUGCCAAAGCGCAUAUCUGCGCCGACUGACGAAGUAGCCAUGGCACGCUCAACCGAGUUGCGGAACGAAGACGAAACAGCACAAUGGAGUUAUAUACAUCUGCCAGGUGUUUAA